AUGCUGCAGGGCAGCAGCGGAAAGAGCAGCAACGUUCAUCAGAACAGCCUGGAUGACAGCAGUACACAAACCGGUCCGUACUUCGACAUAUCGAACUCGAAGAACGUGACCACCAUACUAGGGAAAACCACGUACCUGAACUGCCGCGUGAAGAACCUGGGAAACAAAACGGUAAGUCGAAUUAGAUCGGCUAAACACGUUACCGGGGGAGUAAAAUUCACCUCGAAGAAUUUCUCCGAUGAAAUGUGAAAUUCGAGGCGGCGAGACAUUGUUCGUUCGAACUGUUUCGGUGUUGCAUCGAUCGAGCCAGUAAAUUUGAAAGCUGGAGGAACCUGAUGACUAUAUAUCACCUUGCUGAAUUAUUUUUAUACUUGAAUUUUAUUUUUUAACAAUUGAACUUUAUUAAUUCGUACGUUCGCUUCUUUGGAAUAAAUGUAUUUACAUUUUCUUGGAAUUGGAUGAAUAAUGAAAUUCAGAAACUGUUAGCCACGUUGGGAAAUUCAUGUACAAAAUUUCGAUCGAUUGGUAGAUUUAAUUGAUAGAGAUUAAUUAUUUGCAACUUUAAUGAACAUCCCGAGACUGUGUUCGAAAAUCUCCGUAAUUACAUAUUUUUGUUCGUUUCGAGUCAUCGACAAGGAACUUUGUUUCGAAAUAAUUCAAAAUGUAUAAAUAAGCUGGGAGAUGUUGAUGCAGAUGCAGAAAUAUGAAUAUUAUAAUUAUAAAGUGUAGACAAUAA
Heterotrigona itama is the source of this 736-nucleotide messenger RNA. The record is from the annotation of a GenBank genome assembly. Lineage: Eukaryota; Metazoa; Arthropoda; Insecta; Hymenoptera; Apidae.